AUGCUUCUCAAAUCCGGCUUGCUGGCUACGGCCACUCUUUCUUCCUCGGUGCUGGCCGCCUUCGGUGUUACCAAGUCUGGAAGCAACUUCGUCGUCGAUGCUGGCUCGAGCAAUGCUUUGGUUUUCACAGUAAAUGGCGCAAACUGCGAUAUCACCUCGAUCAAGUACCGUGGCGAGGAAUUCCAGUAUGCUUCAAAGGGAUCACAUAUUUCUUCUGGCCUUGGUUCGGCCACAGUUUCAUCUGCCAUCAUUGGCUCUGUUGCAAAGAUCACUUGCACGACCUCCACUUUGACCCAUUACUAUGUGGUCAAGUCGGCCGACCCAACCAUCUACAUGGCCACCUACACCACUGCUGAACCAGAUAUUGGAGAACUACGCUUCAUCGCUCGUCUCAACCCUUCGACAUUGCCUUCCGAGUACCCCUUCGGUGUUGUAUCUACAACUGCUGGCUCCAGUUCAACUGUCGAGGGUUCAGACGUGUUUGUCGUAGGUGGUCAAACACGAUCAAAGUUCUACUCCAGUGAGCGCUUCAUUGAUGAUAACAGACAAUGCGUGUACCGUGGAGAAGACGUUCACGUCUGUAUGCUGCUCAACUCUCAGUCGUACGAGAGCUCAUCCGGUGGUCCCUUCUUCCGUGAUAUCAACUCAAAUAAUGCUGGUGAUUCCACAAACCUGUACUUCUACAUGAACUCGGGUCAUGUACAGACCGAGAAGUUCCGCAUGGGUCUUCACGGUCCUUACGCUAUGGCCUUCUCUCGUAGUGGCAUCCCAGCGGGUGGCUCAUCGCUCGACACUUCUUUUUUCAAAGACCUCUCCAUUACCGGGUACGUUGCUGCCUCUGGUCGUGGAACGGUUACCGGUACCGCGACUGGAGUUGGCUCUAGCUUCCAAAAGGUCUUGCACUGGUACAACGACGCUGCGCAAUACUGGGUUUACGCCGACAGCGCCGGCAAGUUCACCUCACCUUCGAUGAAGCCUGGAACAUACACACAGGUGCUAUACCAAGGUGAAUUUAAGGUCAAGGCCACCAGCGUUACUGUCAAGGCCGGCUCCGCCACUACCGCCAAUAUCGCUGCCGACACCGAAACUAAGACAUCUGUCUGGCGAAUUGGUGACUGGGAUGGCACACCCAAGGGUUUCAGAAAUGCCGCGAAUCAACUACGUAUGCACCCUUCCGACUCCCGCAUGGAAUCCUGGGGCUCUCUGACCUACACCGUUGGUUCUUCCAGUCUCGGAAAUGUACCCAUGGCCCUGGUCAAAGGCACAAAUCAGUUGACCAUCAAGUUUACCGGCGCCACCGGCUCAACACUUCGCGUUGGAACCACACUUUCGUUCGCAAGCUGUCGUCCUGGUGUUGUGGUGAACUCUUGGACUGCGACCACUCCGGCAGCACCAACUAAGAUUGACUCCAGAGGCCUGACUCGUGGUGCGUACCGGGGCUUUGGCGAGGUUUAUAACUUCAGCAUCCCGUCCGGAACUCUGACCAGUGGAACGAACACUGUUACCAUCACCUGCGUUAGCGGCAGCACGGGUGACGGCUUCCUUGCGCCGAACGUUAUUCUCGAUGCGAUAGAACUUUUCCAAUAG
Boeremia exigua is the source of this 1587-nucleotide messenger RNA. Its product is annotated as Rhamnogalacturonase B, N-terminal-domain-containing protein. Bases 1 to 1587 code for a protein of 528 amino acids. NCBI's taxonomy places the organism in Eukaryota, Fungi, Ascomycota, Dothideomycetes, Pleosporales, Didymellaceae. The transcript is spliced from 3 exons. The record is from RefSeq and is a predicted model, not a curated record. Gene Ontology annotation, biological process: pectin catabolic process. Gene Ontology annotation, molecular function: carbon-oxygen lyase activity, acting on polysaccharides; carbohydrate binding.